Messenger RNA from Anopheles aquasalis, 1206 nucleotides. Its product is annotated as ficolin-2-like. The record is from RefSeq and is a predicted model, not a curated record. Lineage: Eukaryota; Metazoa; Arthropoda; Insecta; Diptera; Culicidae.
AUGGAGUAUGUUAAGCUGAGGGUAUGCAGUACUAGUUCUGAGGAACUAUCCCAGGAAACAACUUCUCCGGAUGGAAGCUCGACACAAGCGCUGAAGCUGGUGUUGGAGAAAUUGGAGCAGAUGGGAAGUAAGCUGUUGGAACUUCAAAGUGAGCUGACGGAACAACGCCAAGAAGCAAAACGGAAUCAGGCGUCCAACGAAAAGAUUUUCACAGAUUUCGCAAACGAUGUCGCGCGCAACAUAAGUCUGCUCCAGGAUCAAUCAAUGUUGAUUCUAGCGAAGCAAAGCGCGUGCACCAGCGACCAGGAACAGUUAAGUGAAAUAUCGUUCAUCUCCACGGCGAACGAAGGAGUGGAAUUGGGCGAACUGCAGGAAGACACGAGCACCUCCUUCACCUCAGCAGAAGAUGAAUCAUCAACGCCAGUAACAACAAGCACAACUCCAGGAACAACGCCAACAAAGGCUGCACCGCCUUCUACUACAUCUCGAACAACACCAUCAACUCCAUCGACAACAACAGCUCCACCAUCAGCAACGACCACAACAACACUCAAACCCCAGGUACCUUCUUACUCAUCCUGCAGGAACGUUCCAUCAAAUGUGUCGGGAGUGUAUCGUAUCAGUGUACACAACGAUAGUGUACCGAUCUACGUUUACUGUGAGCAGGAGAAAUUCGGAGGCGGCUGGAUUGUAAUUCAGCAUCGGUUCGAUGGCUCAGUUGAUUUCUACCGGAACUGGGAAGAAUACAGAAAUGGCUUCGGUGAGUUAGACAAAGAGUUUUGGUUUGGAUUGGAGCAGAUUCAUCAAAUCACGUCAGCCCGUAAUCAUGAAUUGAUGGUCGAGAUCCGGGACUUUCGGGGCAACUACGGGUACGCCCGUUACAGUUUGUUUCAAGUAGGCAACGAGAAGGAGCAAUACCAUCUUAAGAAGCUGGGAUUGUAUAAGGGCAUUGCAGGUGAUGCGCUAGGGUACAGCAGGGUCACGAAGUUCUCCACGAAGGAUCGGGACAAUGACGGAAGUUCCGAACGUCAUUAUGCUGUUCAUAACGAAGGUGCCUGGUGGUACGGGUUCAAUGGUAGCAGUUCGAAUCUGAACGGACGGUACAUGGAUGGCUUCAAUGAGAAAUCCAAUUGGUGGAAUUAUUAUAAAAAUUUCUAUCUAGGCUUAAAAUUCACCAGGAUGAUGAUCCGUGAAUUACAGGAAUGA